Molecule: messenger RNA, 905 nt
Organism: Frankliniella occidentalis (western flower thrips)
Lineage: Eukaryota; Metazoa; Arthropoda; Insecta; Thysanoptera; Thripidae
Exons: 5
Coding region: 411-893 (160 amino acids)
Source: RefSeq, a predicted model, not a curated record
UCGUUCCCCCAACCAGUGUGGGAAUGUCUGUUCAACUGCUAUAACACGAUAACGUAGAUCAGAAAGGGUAUAUGUCAUAAUUACGUCCGCUAAAUUGCAUCGAUGCUGUUUUCCCUGUUGGCUACUCACGGUCCAUUCCAACGUUCCUUUAGUCAGGUAACUGACGGAACACGGAGGCUACAUCCGAAAGUCAUUGACAGUUGGUGGUCUCUUUCCAGCGCAUGCAAAAGCGUUUGAAGCAAAAAAAGGUCACGUCCAAAUCGUCGUGUUCUGUUCGGUUCGGCUUGUUGUUCUGUCUGCUACUCGUGAUAAGAACACCAACAGAUUAAUGAUCAGUUCCUCAUCGCGUCGUCUGCUGAAACCACUUCCAGCAUUCGUAUUUAGUUGCCGUGAAAGUACAUACAGCUAGCAUGCCGUUCAAUAUCAAGUCGAAAAUACAUCAAAUGAUUGAAACUAUGGCAAGAGAAGGUAAGAAGAAUCAUUCAACAUGCAUUAGUAGGCGUCGUCAUGAAACUUUAGCCCUAACCUAUUUCCAGACGGUGUUCAAAAGCGAUCCAGAUGACAACAACCUCAAUGAUAUAGAGGUCAAUUUGAUACUACCAAGAGCUUAUCAAACCAGACUCGAUUACGUCGUUUGCAAAGCAGAGACUGAAGCUUUGGAAAACUGCAGGAGGCAAUAUGGUGUCUUCAUGUCAUUUAUGUGCGUUGAAGAUUUAUUUCACAAGAAUACUUGUCUUUUGAGGAAUAGAAAUAAUGAGGACGUCAAAGAUGAUUGCUCUGAAGAGUAUAUUGCUCUGCGUUCACACUACAGACUUACCAAGGAUCCUAAAACACUUAGAAGAAUGAAAGCAAUGAUACUACCAAAAACUUAUGCUACCGUAAAUCUUGAUUGAAUUUUAUGUAGU